Sphaeramia orbicularis (orbiculate cardinalfish) is the source of this 6215-nucleotide messenger RNA. It is a transcript of the gene nwd2, whose product is annotated as NACHT and WD repeat domain containing 2. Gene Ontology annotation, molecular function: protein binding. The record is from RefSeq and is a predicted model, not a curated record. NCBI's taxonomy places the organism in Eukaryota, Metazoa, Chordata, Actinopteri, Kurtiformes, Apogonidae.
CGUCGGUAACCGGGGGGGGCUGGUAUUUAACCCGGGCUGUGUUCACGGCUCGGACUCGGCUCUCGGCUGUCGGAACCGUCGCAUGGAGCGGGGCUUUGUUCGGGCUCUUCCCCGGUUGUUGUAUUGUGGAGGUCCGCGCCGGCGCUGCGGAUCCGCGGUGUCCGGCUUCACGCGCUCCGGCUCCGGUUCCCGGCUCAGAGCUCCGGCGGCUCGGACGGACAGGAUGCCAGAGGGAGCGCUCCGACUGACGGCGUCCGUUUGCCCGCGUCCCGGCGUCGUGUCUCGGCCACGGCGGCUGUGAUGGGCGGUGUGGAGCCUCCGGUUACCGUCGUCGACGCUUGGAUUUUUACCGAAGCCACGAAAUGAAGCGAAUGAAUCCACGCUGGAAGUCCCCCCCCAUGUGGCCGUCGGGUGUGGGCAGCCGGCAGCCGUGCCCGCGGGAGUCGGCGCUGCGCAGGGCGGCGCUCAGCGGUAACAUCCAGGCCCUGCCGCCGCAACACGUCCCCACCGGCCGCAGCGUCAGGGUCUUCAUCUGCGCCAACCCCGACGACACGGAGGCGGAGAGGAACGCACUGAAAGAACAUGUUUAUCCAAAACUACGAGACUUCUGCCGAGAGAAUUAUGGGAUUGAAUUCCAGGUGGUGGACCUGUACUGGGGGGUGGACCCAGAGGAGUGGGACAGUCCAGACCUGCAGAGACUCCGGAUGAAGCUCCUGGAGGAAUGUCUGAAGACCUCAGCUGGACCCUGCUUCGUGGGUCUGGUCGGGGAAAAGUACGGCAGUAUCCGGGUCCCGGGGGAGGUGGAGUCAGCGGAGUUCGAGAUGAUCCUGGACGCGGCGGUGGAGGCGGGGCUUGACACCCACAUCCUGGAGGAGUGGUACUGCAGGGACGAGAACUCAGUACCGCCCGCAUACUACCUCAAACCCAAAGCCCACAUGCUCAAGAACUACCAGAACUCAAUGGAGUCCAGCGUCGCAGCUAAAACCAAGAACGAUAAGGCGUGGCGGACGGUGUCGGAGGAGAUCAAGCGGAUCUUCCGGACGGCGGUUCUGCAGCUGCAGGAGAAAGGAACCAUGAAGAACGCUCAGGCCAAGAAGUUCCUCUGCUCCGCCUUGGAGGACGAGUUGGACUUCGCUCUGGGGAAACAGACUCCGGCCUUCCUCAGGAAAUGCGUCUGCUACAUCCGUAAGAUCUCCAACUUCGACCGCUUCGCCAAACUCCCCGACAUGUCCCGCUACAUGGACAUCGUGGUCAGCAGCGACCGCGUCAUGCGUAACCAGGAGUCCUACGAACGCCUGCUGAAGGUCCGCGACGAGUUCAUCCCCACGGUGGUGGCGGCCUCCAACCUGCGCGUGUACUCGUCGGUGACGCACUGCGACAUGAAGCUGGGCUACUCCCAGGAGGUGGAGAGUCACUACGUGGAGGGUCUGUGCAAACAGUUCUACGAGGACAUGGUGGACGUCAUCCAGGCCACCGUCCAGCAGAACUUCGACGCCGAGACCGACCCCGUGUACGACGAGACCCUGCAGCACCUGUCGCUGUGUCAGACGUACGCCACGCUCUUCGAGUACAAGAGCGAAACGCUGGACUACGUCCACGAGUACCUGCUGCCGUCCAAAGGCGCCAGGACCAGCCCCAUGGUGGUCUACGGAGGACCCUGCACCGGCAAGACCCUGCUGCUGGCAGAGGUGGCCAAGCAGGCGUACUCGUGGCUGCAGCAGGAGAUGGGUCCAGAGACCGACCCGGUGGUCAUCGUCCGCUUCAUCGGUUCCACCCAACCCUCCACCGACCUGCGAACCCUCCUCCAGAGUAUCUGUGAACAGAUUGCAAUAAACUACCGCUGCCUGAUUCACUUCUUGCCUAACAAGAUCCAGGAGAUGAGGGAGCUCCUGAUCAACCUUCUGGGGGAACCUUCGUUCCAACGGCCGCUGGUCAUCGUCCUCGAUUCCUUGGAGCAGCUCUCGGACGCUGAUGACGCUCGCAAGCUGUGGUGGCUUCCCGUUCACCUGCCUCGAACGGUUCGCAUCAUAGUGUCGACGCUGCCCAAUAAACACGGCAUCCUGCAGAAGCUCAGACACCUCAUCCAUGAUGACGGGUUCUACGCGGAGCUAAUCCAGAGGGAUCGCAAAGUCUGCAGCCAAACCUUAAAGCAGCAGCUCCUGGGGGUGAAGAGGAAGGUCACCUCGGGUCAGCAGAUUUAUGUCAACGAGGCCCUGUCCAAGUGUACGCUGCCCAUGUUUGUCAACCUGAUCUACAGAGAGGUGGUUCACUGGAGGUCUCAUAAAGACGUGGAUGACCGGUCCUUGUGUUCCACAGUCCAUGAAAGCAUCGAGCAGCUCUUCUACUCUGUGGAGAGUAAACUGGGCCAACGAUUCGUCUUCAGGGCGCUGGGGUAUGUCACCAUGGCCAAAUCUGGGUUGACCGAGGUGGAGCUGGAAGACAUUCUGUCCCUGGAUAACAUAGUUCUCGGGGAUGUCAUAGUGCCAUCAUACCUCAGAAACCCACUGAGGAUCUCUUAUGACUUGGUUGCAAAGCUCAAAGAGGAGCUAGAGGGUUACCUGGUGGAACGUCAAGUACGGAACGUCACCUUAAUGGUCUGGGCCAAUAGGCAUCUGCAUCUCAUCGCCCAGAAGUUGUACCUUAGUAAUGAGGAGGACGUCCAUCAAAUGCACAGCCUCUUAGCCGAGUACUUCCUGGGAGCAUGGUCAGGUGGCCGGAAGAAGAUCUUUACUUACGAUAACAACCAUUUCACGUCCCUGAACAUUUCCCACCACAAAAACCCUCACCAUCAACAGGCCCAUGAAAAAGCCUCCUCCGAUAAGUACUCCUACGACCGGCAGACUCCGGAGCAGCCCUGGGUCUUCCAGUGCAACCUUCUGGAACCAGACAUUUUCUUUGUCAACCACCGGAAGAUGACAGAGCUGGUGUAUCACCUGACCAGGAGUGGGCGUACCGAUGAUCUCAUGUUUGGCGUCAUCAUGAACUUCAGCUGGUUGUACACGAUGAUCAAGAUCGGCCAGUUUGAAAAGGCAUUAACGGACAUUGACCUCGCUUACAGCUACACCCAAGAGAAAGAGCUGAAGUUCCUGGCCACCACUCUCCGUAGUAUCAAGGUAAAAGUGUUAAAGAAUCCAGCGUCGCUGUCAGCAGAGCUGCAGCAGCGACUCCUGCCGGUUGUCACCUCCCUCCCCAAGCUGCGACACCUCCUCCUGGAGUGUGACAAAGAUGGUCCAAAGUACUGCUCCAUUGUGCCUCUCCACUCCUCUAUGGACGUCACCUACAGUCCAGAGAGGCUUCCUCUGUGCUCCAGCUACAUGCAGAUCGUGGAAAUCUUGCCCACUUUAGCCCCAAACAUCGUCCUUGUAGCCUUGGAAGACGGAUCUGUCAGCACAUGGGAUGUCGAGAGCCGACAGCUUCUGCGACAGAUUGACACAGCCAGGUCUGUUGUUCUGGGAAUCAGGUUGACCACUGAUGAGAAGUACCUGGUUGUGGCCACAACCAAAAACACGCUGCUUAUCUAUGAUAAUCACAAGUCCUGCCUUUUAUCAGAGGUUGAAAUCAAAGGGUCAAAGCAUGGCGGCAUCACCGGCGGCGUGGCCUUCAUCAACGGGUUUACUUUGUCCACGCAUCACGCUUUGGCUUGGCUUGAGGCGAGUAAAGAUGUCAAUGUGAUCGACCUCCUCUACGGCUGGCCUCUGUACCAGUUCCACUGCUGGUACGAGGUGACAUGUGUCCAGUGUUCUCCAGAUGGAAUGUACGCCUUCUGUGGCCAGUACCUGAACACUGCAUCCAUCUUUCAUCUGGGAAAUGGAGACAAAUUGGCAACUGUGACCUCUGAGUUUUCUGGGGGUUUUGUCAAGUCCAUUCUGGUUCUGGAUACGUUAAGUCAGAUGGUAAUGAUUGACAACGAGGGCAGUUUGUCGGUAUGGAACACCAAAGAGGUCACCAACCCAAGGCUGAUGGAGGAUUAUGAUUGUAGAGGAGAUGACAGCGAAGUGGUGGGCAUCGAGUUGUCAGAAGACCAGAGAUCUAUUCUCAUUUGCAAAGCUAGGAGCAUUGAGGUUCUGGACACGAAAGUUUGGAAAAUGGUGGAGAAGUUCAAAGCCAAACGAACCGAACGUUUCGUAGCUGCCGUACUCUCAAAGAACGGACAAAGCAUCGUAGCGUCCAUGGAGAACACAUCCUCCAUCUUUGUGUGGAGGAGGGACAGUGGACAAUGCAUGGCCAGCCUGAUUGAGAUCUCAGGAGCUAUCGUCAAACUCAUUAAAUCAGUCCACCACAAUCUGCUGCUUUCCGUUGCCAGCAGUGGCGUCCUUUCAGUUUGGGACAUUGACAUCAUCACCGCCAUGUCCAACAUUGACAAAACAGGCAAAAAGAUCCAGACCCUACAGCUAUCUGGAAGAGAGGACUACGUCUUCACCAUGGACGGUUCAGAGGCUGUGCACAAGUGGAACUUCAGCACAGGCUUCAUCGAAACGGUCUUCAAGCAUGAGGGUAUUGUGGAGAACUGUGUCCUGACCUCCUCAGGGGAUCUCAUGGUGUCAUCAGACGACAAGUCCAGCCAAUACAUCUGGCAAACCAACACUGGUGAGAACAUCUUCCGCAUUAACGGACAGAGAAUAUCACAGCUGCUCAUUACCCACAACGACCAGUUCGUGGUGUCCCUCUGCGAACAGAACGCCUCCAGGGUCUGGAGACUCGCCACUGGCCACAAAGUCUGCAACAUUUUGGUCACCCUCCAGAGCGCACUGAUCACCACGGCCAAUACGUUCCUUGUAGGGACGUCAAAAAAUAAGCUCCUCGCCGUCAGCCUGUGGUCUGGCAGCGUUUCUAAGAAGUUCGUCUGCGACGAUGGCAUCACCAUCGUCAACUUCAAGCUCAUUCCCGACUGCCCCGACUGCGUGGUCUUCAUCACCUCCACUGAGACCGUCUUCAUCUGGAGCGUGGCGGAUGAGUCCGUCUGCAGGCGGGUGCAGCUGCCGGCCAACUUCCUCAAAAACCUGGAAGACUUCCAGAUCUCACCAAAUGGGAAGCUAGGAAUCGUCUCCAAGGGUGAUGAAAACAUUAAUGUCCUCGACCUUCAUAGCGGGAAGCUGAGGCUCGUCCAUGCUGCCGGUAUCAUCUGGCGGCAGAAGUUGUCCAGAGACGGGCGUUACCUUGUGUACGUGUGCUUCCGGAACUGCGAUGAAGAUGAUGACGCCGGCGUUGUGUCCAACUUGAUUGUGAUGCGCCUCGCGGAUGGCAAAAGCAUCGGCACGUGCUCUCUUUACAAGACGCCAACCUUCCUGUCGCUAUCUCAACGGGCAUUAAACAUCAUCAUCGGCUUUGAGGACGGCAGCAUCGGCACCUACACGGUGGUGGACCGCGUGGACGCCGCCCUCAAAAUAAAGAUCGCCACCUCCAACAGCCGACAGAUCGUCAACAACGCUUCGCAGAAGGUGCGUCCAAAGUGCGGCAACCAUUCCUUUAAGACCGUCGCCGACUGCAUCUGGAGGGAGUCGACGGAGGUGUUUUCCAGGGACAGCCCCAUCAACGUGUCCGACUCCGGGGAGGCCGAGAGCACCACGCCCACGAAGAAGGCCGAACUGCUGCAGUGACAGGCGGAGGUCGGAAGGAAGAGGAGGAGGUGACAAACGUCGGAAUCUCUGGGGUCGCAGUUGAUUCUUGUUUACAUCCACGUGAUUCAGCUGCAGAUGUCAGCCCUUCGGUUCAUGGGCCGACCGUUUAAACGCUGCACUCUAAUUAUGUAUCACCUACUUCCAACAUACGAUACUGUUUGUUUUACAUUCGAAGACUGUUAGAAAAUAUUAUAUCUUGAAAAGAAGGAAAAAAAUGUAAGUGGUGUGAGGUAUUAAUUAUAGUUUACCGUUAUGUGUCCUUUUGCAUUUGAAGAACAAAGGUAUUCAUUCCAGUUUCCUUCGCCAAGUUCCAUCGUACGCAUCUUUAGUUCCAUCGUGCACAUGAAGCCAUAAUGUUGUUCUUUGGAGAAAAAAAAAACAAAAACCUAUAUUUAUGUUUGUAUUAACAUCAGUUGGUACUGUACGAAAUGGAAGACCUAUGAUCAUAUGUACAUAUCUCUUUUUGGCUGCUGCAAUUUGUGCAACUCCUUAAAAAUGUUCUGUUGUGCUUAAUGCAAUCAAAGUGAGUGCCUGGAAUUUACGAUGUUCUCUAUGUGCAGAUUACAAGAUUUAUUCAAAAUGCAGGGAAUUUGUAAA